Molecule: messenger RNA, 1083 nt
Organism: Penicillium cinerascens
Lineage: Eukaryota; Fungi; Ascomycota; Eurotiomycetes; Eurotiales; Aspergillaceae
Gene: cpcA
Product: amino acid starvation-responsive transcription factor GCN4
Exons: 3
Coding region: 1-1083 (360 amino acids)
Biological process (GO): regulation of DNA-templated transcription
Molecular function (GO): DNA-binding transcription factor activity
Source: RefSeq, a predicted model, not a curated record
AUGGCUCCCCACGCCCCCGCCUACACAGCCCUCGGCUUCCAGUUUGAACAACAACAACAGCAACAACAACAACAAGACUUGCGUGCGCCAGCACCUCCGAGUACUGCCCUUAAGCCGUCUGCCUUGCAGCCCUUUCUGGCACAGAACAACUCUCGACGACACAGUUUUAGUCUGCAGUUGCACCGUCAUCUUCAGCAGCAGUUCUCUGGCUCUACUGCAGACCCCAGAGUGACCAAGCUACCCCGGUCUCCUUCCCACUGGUCUCACUCCUCGCACCACGCUCCGUACAACCGCCUUUCCACCCCAUCCUUCCAUUCAGACAAACAAAAACACCGCUAUCUGGCCUACCGCCGCAACAUGUCGACUCCGAACUUCCAAGACAACGACUACGACCUCUUCGGUCUCCCCUCUGCUGGUCACCACGCUGGUAUGGGUUCGCCUUUCGACCUCACCCAGCUGCCGCUGGGCCACGAGGCCGACGGCGCUUUCUCCCCCGCCCUGCCCUCUGGCACCGUUUCGCCCAAGGACCUGAUGUUUGAGAACUCGGUCCCACCCUCGGGCGCUUUCACUGACCUGAGCACUCCUCCCUUCGACUCGCCUGGCACUUUCAGCCAGAACCCGUCCCCUCUUUUCACGGAUGCGGACGUGGGCACCGAGUGGCCCUCGCUCUUCAACGAUGGCUCUGCCAUGAACUCCUUCGACGCCGCUUUCGGCUUCACUGGUCUCGCCGAGACCAAGGAGGAAGAGUUCCAGAAGCCUGCUCUGCCGAUGUCGCCUGCUCCCAAGCGAGUCGCCGCCAAGGCUUCGCCUGUCUCCGCCACCGGUGGUACCAAGCACUCCACCGUCUCGGGUAUUUCUCGUUCCCGCAAGGAGCUCUCUCCCGUCGAGUUCGACAACAGCGAUCCCAUCGCUGCCAAGCGCGCUCGCAACACCGAGGCUGCGCGUAAAUCGCGUGCUCGCAAGCUCGAGCGCCAGGCUGCCGCUGAUUCCGCGAUUAAUGCACUCAAGGAGCAGCUGGCCGCCAAGGACCAACUCAUUGAGAAGCUCAAGGCUCAGCUGAAGGCUCAGCAGACCUACCAGUGA